UCCUCAAACGUCACCUUUCCCUUUGGUGAGCAAGGUGUGUUCACGUGAGGUUGUGUGUUCCCUCGGAUAUAGGUCACACAAUCCUCAGAAUUUCGUGAAAUAUUCUUGUUAAAAUAUAAAAAAAAAUCAUAAAAUACACAAAAAUCCAAAAAAAUAGCAAAAUAAUAAAAUUAAACGGGAAUCACUCGAUUUUAAGUUAGUGUACGUAAGCGUGCAACGUGGUCUAAGGAAUGCGAUAGUCAUUGUAAAGAGAAAGUGAAGUUACUCUUUGCUAAAGAAUAAGUAAAGUUAAUGUUUUACAUAAAGCUAUCACAGUGAAAGUUUUAAAAUGAAUCCUGGUCCACCAAAUUACCCCAUGGCUUCGCUGUAUGUCGGAGACUUGCACUCCGAUAUUACUGAAGCCAUGUUGUUUGAAAAAUUUUCAACCGCUGGCCCGGUUCUAUCUAUUCGCGUUUGUCGCGACAUGAUCACACGCAGAUCUCUUGGCUACGCUUAUGUGAAUUUUCAGCAGCCUGCGGAUGCUGAAAGGGCUUUGGACACUAUGAAUUUUGACAUGAUCAAAGGAAGACCUAUUAGAAUCAUGUGGUCCCAACGUGAUCCUUCCCUGCGCAAGUCUGGCGUGGGAAACGUUUUCAUUAAAAACCUUGACAAAACCAUUGACAACAAGGCUAUGUAUGACACAUUCUCUGCUUUUGGCAACAUUCUUAGCUGUAAAGUGGCUCAAGAUGAAACUGGAGCAUCCAAGGGUUAUGGAUUUGUCCACUUUGAAACUGAAGAAGCUGCCAAUAAGUCCAUUGAAAAGGUGAAUGGAAUGUUGCUGAAUGGUAAAAAAGUCUAUGUGGGCAGAUUCAUUCCUCGUAAGGAACGUGAAAAGGAGCUCGGAGAGAGGGCUAAGCUGUUCACCAAUGUGUAUGUGAAGAACUUUGGUGAAGAUUUCUCUGAUGAAAAUUUGAGGGAGAUGUUUGAAAAAUAUGGCAGAAUCACCAGCCAUAAAGUUAUGUACAAGGAGGAUGGAGCCUCUAGAGGUUUUGGAUUUGUGGCAUUUGAAGAUCCUGAUGCAGCUGAAAGAGCUUGCAUGGAGCUUAAUGGGAAAGAGCUUGUGGAAGGUAAACCACUUUAUGUGGGACGUGCUCAGAAAAAAGCUGAACGUCAAAAGGAAUUAAAACGCAAAUUUGAACAACUGAAAUCUGAACGUUUAACUCGUUACCAAGGAGUAAAUCUGUAUGUGAAGAAUUUAGAUGAUACUAUUGAUGAUGAGAGGCUUCGUAAAGAGUUCGCUCCAUUUGGAACUAUUACUUCUGCAAAGGUAAUGUUAGAGGAUGGUCGCAGCAAGGGUUUCGGGUUUGUCUGUUUUUCAUCUCCAGAAGAAGCCACCAAGGCAGUUACUGAAAUGAAUGGCCGUAUUGUUGGAACUAAACCAUUAUAUGUAGCCUUGGCUCAACGUAAAGAAGACCGUAAAGCUCAUUUGACAUCGCAAUACAUGCAACGCAUGGCUAGCAUGCGUAUGCAACAAAUGGGUCAAAUAUUCCAACCAGGAGGUGCAGGUGGGUACUUUGUGCCAACCAUUCCUCCAGCACAACGUUUCUAUGGGCCAGCACAGAUGACUCAAAUAAGACCGUCUCCACGUUGGACUGCACAGCCACCAGUCAGGCCCAGCACCCAGACUGCAGCUUCAGGCUACCCAAAUAUGCAGGCACCUUUCCGCCCUGCUCCAAGGGGUCCCGCCCAGGCCGCGCUGCGCACGUCACUUGGGGCUAGACCUAUCACAGGACAACAAGGAGUAGCAACUGCAGCCUCUAUUCGUGCACCUCUCGUCACCCAGAGCGGGCGCCCAGCAGGAUACAAGUAUACUUCUAACAUGCGUAAUCCACCUGCUCCACAGCCAGCUGUUCAUAUACAAGGGCAGGAGCCUUUGACAGCCACUAUGUUGGCUGCAGCACCUCUUCAAGAACAGAAACAAAUGCUUGGAGAACGUCUGUUCCCCUUGAUUCAGAGAAUGCACCCAGAUUUGGCAGGCAAAAUAACUGGUAUGCUUCUCGAAAUUGACAAUUCGGAGCUACUUCACAUGUUAGAGCAUGGAGAGUCUCUUAAGGCUAAAGUGGAUGAAGCUGUUGCUGUUUUGCAAGCUCACCAGGCUAAACAGCAAGCUACAAAGAAAGAGUAAAUUUUGUAACUUAGCGGGCUAAUUUAACAUCUUGUGCAGCUUAAAUUUUACAAGAGCAAAUAUACUAUUAAUGUUCUUGUAUCUAUCAUGUACUUUGAACAUCUUUUACUAUAUUAAUGGUCCCGCAUAAAAAAAAAUAAAAAUUGAAAAAAAAUAAAAAGCUGGAUUGCACCUUUCAAACUUGUGCAACUUUUAUUGUGGUUAUUGAGAGUGCAUUUCCGCAAACAAAAAUAAUGCAACUGUCAACAUUUCUAUAGAGUCUUAACACAAGGCUCUUUUGACUUUUUACAUUGACUAGAAGUUUGGUUUAAGUUUUCGUCAUUUAAAAUAUUGUCUUAUUUCUCAGAAAAUGGAGUUGGCUUUUUGUUCUUGCAAUACUUUUACUUUUCUUUUCCUUGAUCAGUCUUACAUUGGAUAUUUGUCUACCUUGGAUUGUAAACUUGGUCGCCGAUGUAACUGGUUUUGAAUAUUUGUAUUUGUUACAUUACAUAUAUUCUGUGAACUAUUCACAAUAA
Molecule: messenger RNA, 2679 nt
Organism: Pectinophora gossypiella (pink bollworm)
Lineage: Eukaryota; Metazoa; Arthropoda; Insecta; Lepidoptera; Gelechiidae
Gene: Pabp
Product: polyadenylate-binding protein 1
Exons: 3
Coding region: 329-2164 (611 amino acids)
Cellular component (GO): cytosol; ribonucleoprotein complex; nucleus
Molecular function (GO): poly(U) RNA binding; poly(A) binding; mRNA 3'-UTR binding
Source: RefSeq, a predicted model, not a curated record